UUUAUUAGUGGUAAGGCAAGCGACGACGCCGGUGGAAGUCGUAUCGUGUUGUUUCUCCUCACAAUCAAUCCCUUCACUCUGUUAUGUCCGUGGCAAUUUCCACUCAGAAUGUUGCUUACAAGGAAACUGAAUUUGGUAACCCAUAAAGCAUGAUUAGAUGGAAGUGAAAGUUGAGGCUUGUGCUUUGUUUAUCAGUCAAUUGCUUUAAAUUGCAGGAAUGAUCUGGUGCUGAAUUCUGCAGUAGAAGCCCUUCUUUUAUACUGGUAAAUAAAAGGGGAUACAGGAAAGAAAAAAGGGUAGGAACACCAGAAGUCUGGAACAAAAACUAAGUUGCGAACUAGAGAGAGAGGGAACCUGUGGCUUGCAGCAGCGGCUUCGCCAGAAUGCAGAGAGAACGACGGAGAGGGAAGACGGAGAAGGAGGAACUGGUGCCGGACGGUGCUGCCUGGCAUGCUACUGGUGGUUCUUCUGGCAGCAGCGCAGCAGAGACGGAGAGAUAGAAGAGUUUUUGGACCGUCAGAGAGGAAGAGGCAGUUUUAUGAAGAAAGGAGGCUGAGAAAGUCAUGCUAAUGGAAGUAGGAGCAGGCGACCCUUAUGCAACUAAUCCAGGUCCAAUUGAUGGUUCGGUUCUUUAUGAUCAAGACAAGCAUGUUUCCACAGCAGUAUGGGAUGGACAGGAGCGUGGGGCUCUCAGAUGUCAUGAACACACUUCAAAACUUGAUCAGUGGACACUUACCCCAAAACAGAUCGAGUUGGUAGAGAGGGCUGGAUUUGGAUACUUGAGGUCAAUCCCAGCUAUUAGCCUGGACAAUCCACUUAUCUCUGCUCUAGUCGAAAGGUGGAGAAGAGAAACAAAUACUUUUCACUUGAAUGUUGGAGAAAUGACGGUAACCCUUAAAGAUGUUGCACUCUUGCUUGGUCUAGCAAUUGAUGGAGAUGCUGUAAUAGGUCUUACAUAUACCGCGUGCAAUUCGGUUUGUGAGAAGUAUCUUGGCAAGGUGCCAGAAUCUGGCUACACAAGUGGUGGAAUGGUGAAGCUGAGUUGGUUGAAAGAGUUCUUCUCUCGCUGCCCUGAAGAUGCUCCCAUCGAAGUAAUAGAGCAACAUACUCGUGCUUAUCUUCUAUAUCUUGUAGGUAGCACUAUAUUCUCCACCACUACGGGGAAUAAAGUCCCCGUGAUGUACUUGCCAUUGUUUGAGAAUUUUGAUAGAUGUGGACAGUAUGCCUGGGGUGCUGCAGCGUUAGGAUUCUUGUAUAGAGCACUGGGUAAUGCAUCGCUGAAAACUCAAAGCACCAUUAGUGGCUGUUUAACACUACUGCAGUGUUGGAGUUACUUUCAUCUAAAUAUCGGGCGCCCAAAGCUUAAUCUUGAUAUGAUGCAUGAUCGAUUUCCAUUUGUGCUUAGAUGGAAAGGCAAACAAAGUGGUCCGACUGCAAAUCGUGAUGUUGUUUUUUAUCGCAAAGCUUUGGAUUCGCUAAAAUCAUGUGAUGUAGAGUGGCUACCCUACAGAAACAUGGACAGCAUGGUAAUUCCUGAACAUAUCAAAAGAACUUUGUUUCUUGGGAGAUCGAAGACAAUGUUGAUAUGCUUUGACAAGGCAGAAAGACAUCUUCCAAAUCGGUGCUUACGGCAGUAUGGCAUGCUUCAAUCAAUCCCAGAGGAUGUAGAGCGAUGGGAGAGGAAGAGUAGAGGAGUGGAUGGCGGGGUUGAUUUAUCCGGUAAAAUGGAAUCAGAGCUUAAUGAAUGGAUGGAACGCCGUGUGCAUAUUGUUGACAGCGAUGAAGGUAUUGAUGAAAGUGAGUACAUGGAAUGGUAUUUGAGAAUCACUCGAAAGUUCAUCGGGAGGCCUAUUUCUCUCUCGUCCGAGUUCCAGAGAACGAAAAUAAACAAAUCUAUGCAGAAUGCUGGUCUGAGGGACAUUGCGCACAUUGCGGAUACCUUCUCGACGAAAGGGUUGGAUCCACAACAAAUAGAAUCGAUAUCACGGAUUAGAUAUAUCGCCCAUGAAUGUUUGAGAGACCAAAUUGGCGGUCCGGUCAUGGUCUCAACCUCCCCCCAAGUUGAACUUGGAAAAAGGGUAAGAGGAAAGGAGAGGGUUAGAAGAAAAGGCGCGGGUAAACGAUUACGGAAGGAUGGUGCAGUUCAAUAUACUAGUGCAGUUAGUGAAGAUGAACAACCUCAGUUUUAUGGUACUGCUAUUCCGGUUGAUCAAUUACAUCUUACAAGGAUUGAUAGAGAGUUGGAUCAUGCACAAUUAUGUUCUGUAGAGAAUGCAGUUAGUGCUGUCCAGUUGAUUCACGCCGAAGGUGACAGUGAGAAUCUGCAGCUCUGUGAUGCACACAUUGGUGUCAACCAAUCAGAGUUGCACUAUGCAGCCGUUGCUGAUAAUCACAACAAGCCGGACGAUCUUGCUGCCGACGCUAACCAUCAAGAUCUAAAGGAUGGAGUUGGUGAGGAAAUAAAGGAAGAGUUUAACCAUAUGACUGGUGAAGAGAAUAUCGAAGAACUAACUGUGGCCAACACGGUUCAUGAUGUACAACAACCCUAUCCUAUGGUGAAUGAUAGUUCACAGGUUUGCGACGAUGCCAUGCACGCGAUUAACAACAACCUUGCAGAGACAGCUGCAGAUGUCAGUCAGUCGCGUCUCGGCAACUCGGCUGGGGAGGUCAACCCGCAUCAGAGCAACGCAGACGACGAUUUUGUUAAUUCGCAACUUUCCCAUAUUAGCAAUGAGAGUGAACAACAGCCAUCUGCUAAAGCAGGAAUAGAAGUGUCUCAACAACAUUCUUCCAUUGAAACCCAUGAGGAUAUUUCACAGAAAGGUGAUUGUAGUGUUGCUGUAUAGGGUGAAAGAGCCUACACUAAUGUAGUUUUUUUGUAGAGAAGCAAAAUUUUAGGCAGAAGAAAACCUAAUUUAAAAGAUGUGGUGGUGCCAUGUAUAAUUAUUCAUAUUAAUUUAUCUUCUUAUUUUUUUUUCA
Molecule: messenger RNA, 2979 nt
Organism: Arachis stenosperma
Lineage: Eukaryota; Viridiplantae; Streptophyta; Magnoliopsida; Fabales; Fabaceae
Product: protein MAIN-LIKE 2
Exons: 8
Coding region: 564-2846 (760 amino acids)
Biological process (GO): meristem maintenance; meristem development
Source: RefSeq, a predicted model, not a curated record